Molecule: messenger RNA, 1808 nt
Organism: Hylaeus anthracinus
Lineage: Eukaryota; Metazoa; Arthropoda; Insecta; Hymenoptera; Colletidae
Product: 2-acylglycerol O-acyltransferase 2-A-like
Exons: 7
Coding region: 555-1604 (349 amino acids)
Biological process (GO): triglyceride biosynthetic process
Cellular component (GO): endoplasmic reticulum membrane
Molecular function (GO): diacylglycerol O-acyltransferase activity
Source: RefSeq, a predicted model, not a curated record
CGGCUUCUCACGAAUAAGAUCGAAAUACUUAUUCCUCGUUCAGGGUCACAUGUGGCCAACUUUGAGUUAUGGUGGUAUCGGUUGCCGAUCACCUUGUGCCGGCGCCAGAAAAACGUGAAUCCUUCGAACGAGCGCUCACCAUCGUUUCCCAAGGGGGCCGCUGCUUGCAGGCCGCUUCAUCAUUGAUUCAACCACGUGUAUAGGCGCAUGUAGUACAUACGCACGUAUACGUGUAUUCGUGACAUUCACGCUCGCAGUCUUUCCUGUUUCAUUCCCGCGGCACCGAAUCAGUAAGCAGUGUGACGCCGAGCAAAGCAUUUCGCUGGUUUCCAGAGAAUUUCUCAUUCGACGAUGGUGUUUCAUCGGUCCAAUUAGAUCGCAGUUGAUCGAGAGGAGAAAACAUUCUCGAAGAAUUGAGAUCGAAGCAGAAACAGCGAGCCAGGCGCUCGGCGGCUGCGUAAAUGGCCAAGAGUCUCCGUGUAACAGGUGUACAAGAAGGAUUACUCUGAUGACGCCUUAAAUCCAAACAGCGAAGGGAACGACACGAAAGAAAGAUGGAAAUCCUGGGCGUGAAGUUUGCGCCGUUAAACGUGUCCCUGAGACGAAGACUCGAGACACUUUCGGCAGCGACAUGGAUCGUUUUCUUUGCAUUUGGGGAUUUCUUCGGGUAUGCUAUCACCGCUUAUCUCCUCUUCUGCACGGAGACUCUACGGUAUUUCAUUCUGCUCUACUUCGUCUGGAUGUAUUACGACUGGGACACGUGUAAUCGAGGCGGUAGAAGGGAAUGGUACACGAGAUGGCUGAGAAAGUGCACGUGGCUCCGUUACUUUUGCAACUAUUUUCCCAUCAAAUUAGAGAAAACCGUUGAUCUGGAUCCGAACAAGUCCUACUUGUUCUGCAGCUUUCCCCAUGGAAUUCUAGCGAUAGGAACUUUCGGUGCUUUCGGAACGGAUUGUCUCGGCUGCAAGGAAAUGUUUCCUGGACUGGACUUCCGGGUCAUUAUUCUGGACCAACACUUCAGAAUCCCUCUGUUCCGCGAAUACGCUUCUAUGAACGGUGGCGUCAGCAGCACCGCAGAAAGUUUAAACUAUCUCCUAUCGACGAAGCCUGAACCGCCAUUCACUGGAAGAGGAACAGUUUUAAUCGUCGGUGGAGCGUCGGAAACUUUCGAAUGUAAACCAGGCACUUAUCGUAUCCUCGUGAAAAGAAGGAAAGGCUUCGUGAAGAUCGCGCUGAGGAAUGGGACACCUCUCGUACCUGUGUUUUCGUUCGGCGAAACGGAUGUAUACGAUCAGGUUUACAGGCCAAAGGACUCGUAUCUGCGGAGAGCACAGGACUCCAUUCGGAAGAAAAUAGGUCUAGCUCCGGUCCUUCUGAUAGGACGAGGAUUCUUUCAGUAUUCCUUUGGUAUCAUCCCACGUCGAAAACGUCUCACUGUUGUCGUCGGCAGUCCCUUGGAGUUGCCAAAGAUACCUGAACCAACUCCAGAACAGGUCGACGAAUACCACCAGAAAUUCAUAGAUCGCUUGGUCGAGCUUUUCGAGAGCCACAAGCACAAAUACGUGGAGAACGCCGAUUCGGUAACCCUGGAGUUGUUAUCGUGAUACGGAUUACCACGCAGUAGUGAUACGCGACGAAUCUGUGUAUCUUUGUGGAAACUUUCGAGAGAAGGUAUUCUUUUUCAUUUACCUUGUCUUGCCAUUCCUUGUUCGAAAUGCAGUCGCGGAAUUUCAUCCGCGAGAAGUGUACGGUACUGUACAGAGGUAUCCACUUGCUCGGUAUCCGUCGGUAAAGGAACGUGUCCAAAU